AUGAUAUUUUUGAACUGUUUAUUUUUACAGGAUGAAAAAGAUUCACCAACUAAAGGUGGUCGUAAGAAGAUACGUAAAGUUAUGUCUGAUAAAAAGGUGGCUGAUGAAACUAAAGCUGCAGCUAAAGCAGAAGAAGAUAGAAGACAGAGAGUUUCAGAUUUACAGAAAAAAGUAGGUUCUACAUACUCUUCCUCUCCUACUAAAUGUCCAAUGACAACUAAAUUAGUAUUAGAAUCUAAUAAAGAAGAUGAACCAUUAGUAGCUGUCAAUAAACAUCUCAUUAAAAAAUUAAAACCACAUCAAGUUGAAGCGAUACAGUUUAUGUGGAGUUGUUGUAUUGAGAGUUUAAAAAGAUUAAAGAAAGAUGAAGGUUCUGGGUGUAUUUUAGCUCAUUGUAUGGGUCUUGGUAAAACUCUCUCUGUGGUAUCAUUUGUUCAUACUGUAUUGGCAGCUUCAGAAUAUACUAAAAUGACAACAUGUUUGAUAGUUUCACCAUUAAAUACUGUUUUAAACUGGAGAAAUGAAUGUAGUAUGUGGUUAAAGGAGAAAGAUCAACUCACGGUAGGUUUUGUGUAUGAACUCUCUAGUGUUAAAGAUAACCAUAGUAGAGCUAGAUAUUUAAGGGAAUGGAUACGAGAAGGUGGUAUCAUGAUUAUAGGAUAUGAAAUGUAUCGUAAUCUCACAAACACUGGCCGAGUCAGAAAUAAAAAACUGAAAAAAACUUUUGAAGAAACACUAGUUGAUCCAGGUCCAGAUUUAGUGGUAUGUGAUGAAGGUCAUAUAUUAAAGAAUGAACAAUCAGCUAUAUCACAGGCUAUGAAUAAAAUUAAAACAAAACGGCGAAUAAUUCUUACUGGUACACCAUUACAAAAUAACCUUAAUGAAUAUCAUUGUAUGGUUAGUUUUGUUAAACCAAGAUUACUAGGUACUAGAAAAGAGUUUUUAAAUAGAUUUGUCAAUCCUAUAACUAAUGGCCAGUGUUCUGACUCUACUGCUCAUGAUGUUAAAGUUAUGAAAAGAAGAGCCCAUGUUUUACAUGAAAUGUUGGCAGGUUGUGUUCAGAGAAAAGAUUAUUCAGCAUUAACGAAAUAUUUACCACCAAAGUUAGAAUAUGUGAUAUCAGUAAGAUUAGCCCCUGUACAGAUGACAUUGUAUGAGAAAUAUCUUGAAACUGUGGGUCAAACUGGUACAGUUUCAGCCAAGGGAGGAAGAUUAUUUCAAGAUUACCAAGCUCUUUCAAAGAUCUGGACUCAUCCAUGGGUCUUAAAAUUAUCAGAAAUCAAACAGGAAGCAAAGGUUAAAUAUGAUGACUAUGAAGAUGAGGAUGAAGAAUUAUCUAAUGAUUCAUUUAUUGAUGAUAGUACAUCAGAGAGUUCAUCAUCAGUUGAUGAUAACAGUGAUGAUGAUAUUAGUUUGAAAGACAGUGAUAGUGAUAACAGUGGAAAACGUACUAAAAAUACUCGAGCUAAAACUAAAGAAAAAAAGAAGAAAAAUAAAAAUGAUAGUGAAUGGUGGGCUGAAUAUCUUAAAGAAGAAGACAAACAUAGACUAGAACUUAGUGGAAAGUUGUCACUGUUAUUUAAGAUAUUGUCAAUGUGUGAAGAAAUUGGAGAUAAAGUGUUAGUAUUUAGUCAAUCUCUACUAUCAUUAGAUAUUAUAGAAGAUUUUCUAGAUACUAUAGAUAAAAAAUGGCAAGAAGAGUCUAAUGAAAAAUCUGAAGAAGAAAAGCUAAAUACGUUUGGUAAAAGUUGGACUAAAGGUGCUGAUUAUUUCCGAAUGGAUGGUUCUACAAGUGUUGCUCUACGUCAGUCCUGGGCUGAACAUUUUAAUGAUCCAGAAAAUUACAGAGCUCGACUAUUUAUUAUAUCAACUAAAGCUGGAGGGUUAGGUAUUAAUUUAGUUGGUGCUAAUAGAGCUAUUAUAUUUGAUGCCUCCUGGAAUCCAUCUCAUGAUAUACAAUCUAUAUUCCGAGCUUAUAGAUUUGGUCAAGUUAAACCAGUUUAUAUUUAUAGAUUUCUAGCACAGGGUACAAUGGAAGAAAAGAUCUAUGAAAGACAAGUAACAAAACAAUCUCUAUCUCAACGUGUAGUAGAUGAACAUCAGAUAGAAAGACAUUUUACAGCUAAUGAUUUACAGGAAUUAUAUGCCUUUCGACCUGAUAGAUUAGAUGAUCCUAACAGAGUAGAGAAGACACCUAUUUUACCUAAGGAUACAUUAUUAGCUGAAUUAUUAAAGAGUGAAAAAGAUUGGAUUGUAACCUAUCAUGAACAUGAUUCACUAUUAGAAAAUAAACUAGGUGAUGCUUUAUCUGAAGAGGAGAGAAAGUCAGCAUGGGAAGAAUAUGAAACUGACAAAAACAGACAACCAGUAGUUAAUAGAGGUUAG
Messenger RNA from Lottia gigantea (owl limpet), 2385 nucleotides. RefSeq lists its product as hypothetical. Gene Ontology annotation, cellular component: nucleus. The coding region runs from base 1 to 2385 and encodes 794 amino acids. Gene Ontology annotation, molecular function: ATP binding; ATP-dependent chromatin remodeler activity; ATP hydrolysis activity. The transcript has 15 exons. The record is from RefSeq and is a predicted model, not a curated record. Lineage: Eukaryota; Metazoa; Mollusca; Gastropoda; Lottiidae.